This is a messenger RNA of Polistes canadensis, 3199 nucleotides long. RefSeq lists its product as uncharacterized. The record is from RefSeq and is a predicted model, not a curated record. The transcript is spliced from 11 exons. The coding region runs from base 228 to 2558 and encodes 776 amino acids. NCBI's taxonomy places the organism in Eukaryota, Metazoa, Arthropoda, Insecta, Hymenoptera, Vespidae.
AGAAUAUAUAAUUUAGUGUCUAAUUUGUGUUAUUUGCCUGCCUUGGAUUUCUUAGGAUUUAGUUUUGAUAAUAGGUUUAAUCUGUACAGUGAUUAAUUGUAAUCAUUCAUUUAGUGUUUUUCCAAUAAUUGAUUUGUUCAUUUAAUGAUAAAUUAAUUAACGAGUGAUUUAAAAUGACUUGAAAUAUUAAUAAUGAACAGUGACCGUUUAAGGAGGAAGUUUAUAACAUGACAGAAACUGAAGUCGAAGGAAGUACCUGGUGUUACUGGGUUCUCUCUGUUGGAACGCUAUUUACAUUUCUUGGGCUUGUUGUAGCUUGCAUUUGCAGUUGUCGAAGAAAUCAAACUAAGAAUGAUUUACCUGGGUUAUGUGGGAUGGUAACGAUUAAUCAUUCCGAUAAUGAUAAUUUCAAUACGUUACCAUCUAUAGAAGUUAGUCAAGUCCCACCAUUACAGGAUACGAUAGAUAAUGGCAAAAGAACAAGCGGAGCUAAUAGAAGCUUACCAGAUAUACCAAAAGAUAAAAAUAGAGGAGAAGUUAAUACAGAAUCUAUACCUCAAGAUAUUUAUGAAACUAGCGAAGUAAAUUCUGAACUGUAUGCUACAGUACAGGAUACAGAAGAGCAACAGUCUGAACGAGAAACACAAGGUCUUUCUCAACAAGUUUCAAUAGUUCAAGAUAACUCAACAUUUCAACUUUCAAGAUUCACACCAUCUACAUCCAAAAAUGAUGAACAUCCAUAUGCUCAACUUCAAAGUAUACCAAAAUCUGAAAUUGAUCAAUCGCAUAGGAAAAACAGUACUCAAGCGAUUAUUGUUGAUAAACCAUCAACAUCAUCAAAUCAUGCAAAUGGAAAUCCAGUAGCACCUCCUAGAACUCGAAAAUCGUCGUCUUUUAAUUCACUCCUGAGCGCUGAGAAUCCUAAUGAUAUACAAGCUGCAAAUGCUAUUUCUGGAGGUGUGCAAGCUAAUCAAGAUUUACCUUAUAUGACACCACCUCUUGCCAUGUUACAUCUUCAUCCACCACAACCACCACAACCUAGUACAUCACAACAUUUUAGCGGUGAUUCUCAGGAUUCUAAAGGAUAUACUAGUAUAAGUGUGCGAGAACCCUUAGCUAAUAUAUUAGCACAAACGAAAGCAUCUUAUCAACAACACCAACCAACACGUUUGCCCAUUGAUCCUCAUUACGCAACUGUAUCUGAUGAUUCAGAUGAAAUGUAUGCUGCUAUUGACGAACAAGAAAAAAUUUACACUAGUGGCAGUGAAACAUAUGCUCAAAUCCAGCCAACAAUAUUGGAAACAAGUAGAAUUAUACAUAGCGAUCUAAAUCCAUUUAUUCAACCAUCAUCAUCACGUACAGAGGAGACACAUACUGCUCCACAACCACCAAGCGUUGAUAGUUUACGUCAUGUUGCUCAUGCUCAUUCGAGACAGGCAUCAUCAUCAAGUGCCAAUAGUUCUAUCAUAAACCCAGGUUCUCCAAAGCCAGAGAAACGUCAAGCAAAUUCACCAUUACCUCCUCCACCAGAAGCAAUUUCAGAUGCAUAUGCUGCUGUUGAUAAAAGAGCGAAAAAUGAUGAACGCAUAAGACCUAAUUUAGCAACUGGAAAAUCUCUAGAGGAUAUGUAUGCUAAAGUCAUGAAAAAGAAAAGAGAUGCAGAAGAGCAAAGUGACGUUCCUGGAUCUUCUAAUAUUUUACAUUCAGAAAUAAUACCUUCAAAUAGAAAACUUAGUCUCAUAGAAAUUAGCAGAGCUUCGUGGUCUAGUCAUGAUUCAGUAGAAAUACAGAAAGAAGAACACGACACUGUUCAUUACACAAUACCAGCCAAUACUGUUACUAAUAUUCACCCUGAAAUAGAAAAUAAUUGUUUAAAGUUAUCUCGAAUUCCUGAUGGAGAUACAAAUUUAUUAAAUCAAGAAAUUAAUUAUGGUUAUGAAUCUGUGAAUACGAAAAGGAAUUUAGUUGCACGAAGUUUUCCUGCUUGUGAUUCUAAUUAUAAAAUACCACAUCUUCAAUCUUUAAGAAAUAACGAUUAUCAAAGUACAUCAACAUCAGUUCGCGAUGGUUCUGAUAUAUUAUUGACAUAUCCUACAUCUUUUAAGCACAGACAAAUUAGUAAUGCAAGUAGUGAAGAUCCAGGGUACGAAAAAGUUAGAUUACGAAGAAGAGUUGAUUUAGAUCAGGAUACAGAUUCCGAGCCAAACUAUGAGAGUAUGCCUCAUGAUUCAGGAGAACCAAAUUAUGCAUCAGUAUGCCGUCCUGGUGAUAGUGAUACAGAUCCGAAUUAUGAAUCUGUAAGUCAUGGGGAUCCAAAUUAUGAAAGUGUAAGAUACAUGAGUGUUACUGCUUCGGAAGAACCACCAUACGAACAAGUAAGUAAUUAUAAAUCUGAAACAAAUAUUGACGGAUAUGAAAAGAUAAAAGAUAAUAAUAGUAUAUUUAACUCAGACUACGAAAAGAUAAAUCCAAGCAAUGCCUUGGAACAAUGCAGUAAUGGAGAUACAGACGAUGAACAAUAUGUUCAGCAUGAAGCUUUCGCAGGUGAAGUUACUUGAGUAAACUUUUUAUUUUUAUGAAAUACAUUUUAUCCAUCUCGGCUUCGAUAAAGCUAUGAACAGCCAAUUUAGUACUAUUUGUAUUUUAGUAUGAAUCCAAUUUCCGCUGAUGUUUAAAUGUGUUAAGAAAAUGUUACAAAAUAAUGAGGGUAAGACUGAUAGAGACAAACAGUGAGAGUAAUGUACAAGUAAAAUCUGACUUAAUGUUAUGUUUAAUUAUCUUAAUUGGUAGCAUGUUUCAAUGGUAAGAUAAAAAAACUAUAAAGUUACCAAUAAUAAAAAGCCAUUUAUGUGACCGCAUAAAUAAUUGUCUGGCGACAUAUUAUAUAUGGAGGAACGUGCUGUUGAUUAAAUAAACAUUGUUGAGAAAUUUUCAAAUGAAAAUUAGCAGAUGUCGCAUAAAUAUUAUUAAAUGACAAAAUUAUUAUUUCUUCUGUGAAUGGUGCAUGCUGUGCCUUGUUGUAUUGACUACUCUCUAUACAAAAAAUAUAUAUAUAUAGUUAUAUAUAUAUUUAUUUUUAUUUACAUGUCACAAGCAACCAGGUCACAAAAAUGUAUCCUAUUCUUUAGUUUAAUUAAUGAAAUAGUACUCUCAUAGCUUCAUAUAAUAAUUUACUGCCGCGAGUUGUAAAUAUUAAUUU